AUGGUCGGGCGCAGCGCGGCGCACGCGCAGCUGGCGCUGCGGCUCGACGGCAUGGGCCUCAGGGACCAGGACUCGUCCGCGCCCUCCACACCUGCCGGCACGCCGACGCCCGAGGCGGGUCUGUGCAUGACGAUGGGCGGCCGCGGCGCGCCCCCAAUUUCGCCCGCGCCCGGCCGCGCAGCCGCCCCGCCACGCGCGCCCGUGCCGCGCGGCGCACCGCUGGCGCAGGGCCCAGGGGCGGCGGCGGACUUGGAAGGGGGCUUGGACAUUGGCAGCCUCAUAAACCAGCUGUCAUCCAAGAAGGAUGAGGGCAUGGUGGAUGACAAGCUGAUUAGGGACCUCCAGAUAAUUCAGAACCUGAUCGGCGCCCUCAAGGCGCCCGCGCUCGCGCCGGCCGCCGGCAGCGCCGCCUAUGGCGGCGGUGCGUACGGCGGCGCCGGGGGCUUUGGCGGCGGCGUGCCCCCCUGCGGCGGCCGCAGCGGCGGCGGCGGCGGCGGUGGCGGCGGGGUCCGGCGGUCGUUCAGCUACAGCCCAGGCAUGGGCUCGCAGCUGCAGCCCUCCUACUCGCUGCCGCACUGA
This is a messenger RNA of Monoraphidium neglectum, 579 nucleotides long. RefSeq lists its product as hypothetical. Lineage: Eukaryota; Viridiplantae; Chlorophyta; Chlorophyceae; Sphaeropleales; Selenastraceae. Bases 1 to 579 code for a protein of 192 amino acids. The record is from RefSeq and is a predicted model, not a curated record. The transcript has a single exon.